Molecule: messenger RNA, 1164 nt
Organism: Dracunculus medinensis (Guinea worm)
Lineage: Eukaryota; Metazoa; Nematoda; Chromadorea; Rhabditida; Dracunculidae
Source: the annotation of a GenBank genome assembly
AUGCAACGAUUCAUUAUUCGAUUGGUUACUGCAGAAAAAAAACUGGUAAACGCAGCAGCUUCCUUGCCCACAUGGCAAUAUUCGACAAACGUUUUCCAUUCACAGACCUUUUCAUUUAAAAGAUUCGAUUAUUUUUUUUUACAGGCCGAUCCAUUAGCCAAAUACAAGAUUCUUGCAGAGAAUACGAUUGAGAAACCAACUAUUCUUAUAACAGGUGCAAUGGGACAACUCGGAAGGGGAAUAGCGAGCAUACUUAAGUUUAUGUAUGGCACUGAAAGUUGUCUUAUGACCGAUGUCGUUAAAGGAUCGAAUGAUAAUAAUUGUUCUCCAUACGCUUAUUUGGAUGUUUUGGAUAAGUCUGCAAUUGAGGAAAUGGUUGUCAACCAUAAUAUCAACACCAUCAUUCAUUAUUCAGCAAUUCUAAGUGCUGUUGGAGAAACCAACGUGCCACUUGCACUAAAAGUGAACGGAGAAGGCAUGCAAAAUGUGCUCGAAGUGGCAAAAAAGUACAACUUAAAGAUAUUCAUUCCAAGUACGAUUGGUGCAUUCGGUCCUGCAACACCGAAACAAAAUACUCCCAACAUUUGUGUCCAGAGACCACGGACAAUUUAUGGAGUUACUAAGGUUUAUGGUGAACUGCUUGGCGAAUAUUACAACGAGCGAUUCGGUACGGAUUUUCGUUCACUUCGUUUUCCUGGUAUUAUUAGCGCGACUGAACCUGGAGGUGGCACUACUGACUAUGCAGUCAAGAUCUUUUACGAUGCUAUACAAUAUGGUAAAUACAAAUGUUACCUACGACCAGAAACAAGGCUGCCAAUGAUGUAUGAUACGGAUUGUACUGCAUCAGUCAUACUUUAUUUGCUCGCAUCACCUGACAAAUUAACUCAGCGAACAUAUAAUGUUACUGGUUUCUCAUUCACGCCUGAAGAAAUCGCUGCUUCAAUUCGUCGUAUAAUACCAAAUUUCAAAAUUGAGUAUGAAGUUUGCCCUAUUCGACAAAAAAUCGCUGAUUCAUGGCCGGACAGUUUAGAUGAUUCAAUGGCACGAAAAGAUUGGGGCUGGAAACCAGAAUAUGAUUUGGAAAGGACAGUGAACAUCAUGUUUACGCUUAUCGAACGUCAAAUUCGUGAACAACAGAACAAUCCGAAAAAGGCAAAUAUGUGA